Molecule: messenger RNA, 1773 nt
Organism: Fusarium oxysporum Fo47
Lineage: Eukaryota; Fungi; Ascomycota; Sordariomycetes; Hypocreales; Nectriaceae
Product: Dak1 domain-containing protein
Exons: 2
Coding region: 1-1773 (590 amino acids)
Biological process (GO): glycerol catabolic process
Cellular component (GO): cytosol
Molecular function (GO): ATP binding; glycerone kinase activity
Source: RefSeq, a predicted model, not a curated record
AUGUCUGACCGACAUUUCUUCAACAACCCUUCGCAGUUGGUUGACUGUGCACUUGAGUCUCUAGCUUUGACGAACCCGUCCCUCAAAGUCGACCAUGCAAAUAAAAUCGUGUAUCAGCAAGAUCCCCAGCCAGAUCAUGUGGCGGUCGUCUCAGGCGGCGGUUCGGGACACGAGCCUGCGUUUACUGGCCUUGUUGGCCAAGGCUUUUUGACGGCGUCAGUAGCUGGCACCAUCUUCGCGUCACCGUCGAUCGACCAGAUCCUCAACGGCAUCAUCAAGUGCAGCAACAACUCGAAAGGGGUUCUAGUUAUCGUUAUGAACUACACCGGAGAUGUGCUCAACUUUGGUGUCGCCGUCGAAAAGGCUCGCACAAUGGGCAUCGAGGUCGAUAUGGUAGUCGUCGGCGAUGAUGUUGGUGUUGGUCGAUCUAAAGGCGGCAAAGUCGGGCGUCGAGGAAUCGCAGGAACUGUUCUCGUUCAAAAGAUCGCUUGCGCUUUAUCUGCCCGAGGGGGGAGCCUCAAAGACGUUGCGGCAGCGGCUAGGCUGGCAGCUUCCAAUGUCGCUAGCAUUGGCGCCAGUCUUUCUCAUGUUUACGUCCCCGGACGUUCCGAUACUUCCAGCAGCCGUCUCGAGCUCAGUAAAGGAAUGGUACAACUUGGAAUGGGAAUCCACAACGAAACUGGCUCGAGUUGCGAGAAAGCCGAUGUUACAGAGCUUGUCGGGAAAAUGUUGAGACAGCUCCUUGACACAACUGACAAGGAUCGAGCAUUCCUCUUCGUCAAUGCCCCGAUUGUGCUGGUUAUCAACAAUCUUGGCGGUAUAAGCGUGCUCGAACUUGGCGCCAUCACAGCAGUGGUGGCUAGACAGUUGGCAUCCGAAUUUAACAUUCGUCCAGUCCGUGUCUUAUCUGGUACCUUCAUGACCAGUCUCAACGGUAUGGGGUUUUCAAUCACGAUAUUGAACCUUGAGGCUAAUAGUAGCUACGAUUUAUUGGAGCUACUUGACGCUCCCGCUGAGGCAGUCGGGUGGAGUGCUCCCAUCAAGUCCCAGGCAUGGGACACUUGUCAAGUGACGGUCUCAACCGGCCGUGAGGCUGAACAAUAUGAACAAAACCGUAGAAAAGCAUCUCAAAUCGAGAACGCUGCCAACGCUGGUACAUAUGACCCUGUCAGGGCUACGGAAGCCCUAGUGAGCGGACUGAGGAGGCUUAUCAGGGCUGAACCGGAGAUCACGCGAUUUGACACAGUUGUAGGCGACGGCGACUGUGGAAUAGGGCUUAAGAGAGGUGCUGAAGCAGUUCUGAAAUCCAUUCUGGACCAGCCUCUAGCCGGAAGUGCUGUAUUGGACUUGACCACCAUCUUGCCAUUGGUAGAGGCCACAACGGAUGGGACUUCAGGAGCUCUCUACGUCAUCUUCCUCCACGCUCUUCAACACGCUUUCCAGAGCAAAGGCCCGGGAGUAGCAACACCUCAGGCUUGGGGUUUAGCACUCGAGAAAAGCAGUAGAGUUCUAGCUAGAUAUACACCAGCACGCGUCGGUGACCGCACGGUGAUUGACGCCCUCGAACCAUUUAUCCAAGAACUUCUCAAUACCAAUAACGUGGUUCGAGCGGCAGAGGCGGCGAGGCGAGGCGCGAAUUCCACAAUAGGUAUGGAAGCCAGCCUGGGUCGGAGUGUCUAUGUUGGUGGCACUGGGUUUCAGCAGGUCCCAGACCCUGGAGCUUGGGGUUUGAGUGAGUUUCUCGUAGGGCUUGCGGGUUUGGAUGUAGACUAG